AUGGAAUUAACAACUGAAGCCCCAUUCAUUAAUAAUAAUAAUAAUAAUAAUAAUAAUAAUAAUAAUAAUAAUAAUAAUAAUAAUAAUAAUAAUAAUAAUAAUAAUAAUAAUAAUAACAAUACUCCUAAUAAUACUUCAUACUCAAACUAUCCACAAAGUGGUUACGUAUAUCAAAACUAUCCAUUAAAUAAUAAUAAUGGAGGUAAUAAUAAUAAUACAAUCUAUUAUAACCAACCACAACAAUAUGAUCCAAACUAUCAAACAUCAGUAACAUCAAAUUCAUAUCCACAAUAUUCAUAUUUUGCUUCCCCAAAUAUUAUUUCACCAAUUCCAUCACCAUGUUUGGGAUCAACACCAUCACCAAUCCCAUCACCAACCAUUUACCAAUAUAGUAAUAAUAGCAAUAAUUAUUGUGCUAUUAACACCCCACCACUUACAUCAGUUCCAUCACCAAUAUUAAACUGUAAUAACAAAAAAAGACCAGAAUUUAAUAAUAAUAACAAUAAUCAUAAUCAUAAUAAUAAUAAUAAUAAUAAUAAUAAUAAUAAUAACUACAAUUAUAAUAAUAGUAAUAAUAAUCAACAACAACAAAAACAACAACAACAACAACAACAACAACAACAACAACCACAACAACCACAACAACAAUCACAACAACAACAACAACAACAACAACAACAACAACAACAACAACAACAACAAUUUAAACAAACCAAUAUAAAUACAACACCAAAAAAUUUAUCGCCUGUUUUGCAAUCGGUAAACUCCUCUGCAUCUUCAACACCACAAAUUCAAUCAUAUUUCCAACAACCACAAUACCAACAACAAUACCAACAACAAUACCAACAACAAUACCAACAAUACCAACAACCACAACAACUAUCAUCAGCAAAUACUACACCACAAACAAAUGAACGUCCAAACUAUAGUAGUAUUAUUCAGCCAAAUCAAUUAUUUUCACAAAUGGUUCCAUCUUUCAUCAAUGGAGCUAUUAAUAAUAAUAAUAAUAAUAAUAAUAAUAAUAAUAAUAAUAAUAAUAAUAAUAAUAAUAAUAAUAAUAAUAAUAAUAAUAAUAAUAAUAAUAAUAAUAAUACUACCACUAAUAAUAAUAAUAAUAAUAAUAAUAAUAAUAAUUAUAAUAACAUUACAUAUUUCCAACCAUACACACCCUUUUCAAUUGUUGAUAAUUCAUCAAUGAUUGUGCCUGACAAACAACCUCAACAACAACAACCCCAACAACAACCCCAACAGCAACAACAACAACAACAACAACAACAACAACAACAACAACAACAACAACAACAACAACAACAACAACAACAACAACAACAACAACAACAAAAUUAUAAUGAUGAUAGUAAUAAAAAUAAUAAUAAUAAUAAUAAUAAUAAUAAUAAUAAUAAUAAUAAUAAUAAUAAUAAUAAUAAUAAUAAUAAUGAAAAUAUUAAUAGCAGCAAUAAUAACAAUAUGUAUAAUAUUUGUCCAGCUGCUGCUUAUCAAAAUAUCCAAUUUAUAAAAGAACAAUCAAACUCUUCUUUAUCAUCAUCACAACCAAUUCCUCCAUUUAAUUUAUAUAAUGAGCAACCCCAACAACAACCCCAACAACCACAACCAACCCAAUCACAACCAAUUCUUUCAUCAUCCUCAACAUCAGUAUUUGAUAUUAAUCAUCAUCAUCAUCAUCAACAACAACAACAACAACAACAACAACAACAACAACAACAACAACAACAACAACAACAACAACAACAACAACAACAACAACAACAACCACAACCAAAUUUAUCAUCAUCAUCAUAUGCUGAUAAUAAUAAUUCAUUCCAAUCAUCUAGUGGUAAUGUUUGGGAAUCACAAUCAUCACCAAUUCAAUCAUCUGUUCAAAUUUCAUCACCACCACAAUCAAAUCAAUCCUCUAUUGCACCAGCUCCUGCUGUUAAUUUGAGUGCCUCUGCUUCCUCGGUUGCCACCACUACAAAACAAUCAAAUGUUAAAAAACAAAAACAACAACAACAACAACAACAACAACAACAACAAACUAAACGUCAAGAGUUAUCUGAUAGUGAAGAUGAUACUGAUAAUGGUGAUGAUAUUGAUGAAGAUGAUGAAGACGAUGACGAAGAUGAAGAUGAUAUGGAAGAUGAAGACACAUCAUCCUCCUCAUCCUCAUCCUCAUCCUCCUCCUCAUUAUCUAAAAAAUCACCAGCUGUUAAAAAAUCUGGUUUGAAAAAGUCUGGAAGAUCAAAAUCAUCGUCAAAUGAAUCAAAAGCCAAAGGACAUUGGACAAAAGAAGAAGAUGAAAAAUUGCGUAGUUUGGUGGAUUUACAUGGUACCAAAAGAUGGAAGUAUAUUGCAUCAUUGUUAUGUUUACGUAAUGGUAGACAGUGUAGAGAGAGAUGGUCCAAUCAAUUGGACCCAUCCAUUAAAAGAGAUGCUUGGACCUUGGAGGAAGAUAGAAUCAUCUUGGAUGCUCACUCUAAAUAUGGUAAUAAAUGGGCUGAAAUCUCUAAACUCUUGCCGGGUAGAACUAAUUGCGCCAUUAAAAAUCAUUGGAACUCCACUAUGAAAAGAAAAUUAAGUAAAAAACAAUAUGACUUCUCAUCGUUGCCACCAAUCUCUUCCUCCAUUGUAAGUGAUAAUUCCUCAUCUUUGUCAACUCCAACUGAUUCAAUUUCAUCUUCACCUUCAACUUCACCAAUUACUUUAAGUAGUAAUGUAGUUGUAAAUGAUUUUGAUUCACAACAACAACAACAACAACAACAAACUUAUCAACAACCACCACCACAAUCACAAGAUAGUGGCAAUAAUCAAUUCAAUUUUAAUAAUAAUAAUAAUAAUAAUAAUAAUAAUAAUAAUAAUAAUAAUAAUAGUGUUGAGUCCAUUAAAUUAUAUACAAAUGUAAAUAUUUCAUACAUUUAA
Molecule: messenger RNA, 2916 nt
Organism: Dictyostelium discoideum AX4
Lineage: Eukaryota; Evosea; Eumycetozoa; Dictyosteliales; Dictyosteliaceae
Gene: mybAA
Product: myb domain-containing protein
Exons: 1
Coding region: 1-2916 (971 amino acids)
Cellular component (GO): nucleus
Source: RefSeq, a predicted model, not a curated record